UGCAGCCUGUGGGUCUGUGUUGGUGAUGGUCGGCGGGUCUGCGGCGGCCUCCUCCGCACCAUGCAGCCGUUUAAACCACAGGCUACGGUCUAAACAUGACCGACCUCGUUUGAACGAGUCGACAAACUGCAAACAGGCAGAAAAUCCACCAAAGCUCCGUUAUCCGCCGCCGUUUCCGCUGUGUACUCCUGUUACAGCGUUCUGACAUCAUCAUCGUCAGCACUGUCAAACUGACAGGUAUGUCUUCGUCCGCCUCACAAGACACCGUCGUUAAAAAGAAGCACGUUCGUUUCGCCAGUAUGGAGGACGACGAGGACACCCUGUUUGACAAGAGGAAGGACACCGGCAGAGGGCUGAAGAGCGCGUUGAAGGCAGGCUUGAGGACCAGCACCCUGAGGUGCGACGGCCGGGUGGAGGUGGUCGGCGGGAGGAGGAGGAGGGGCGCGUGCGGCCGCUGGACAGUCACCCUCGCGCUCUGUGCAGCUUUCCUGGGCCUGGGGAUGAGUAUCUCUGUUAUCGGCCCCACGUUCGAGGACCUUGCUGUGAAUGUGAACAAGAACAUCAGCAACCUUUCUUACAUCUUCGUGGGCCGCUCUGCGGGCUACAUUGGGGGUUCCCUGUUCGGAGGCCUUCUCUUUGACUGCAUGAGCCCCCACCUGCUGCUGGGCUGCUCUCUGCUGGUCACCUCAGUGGGAAUGUGUGCCAUCCCGUUCUGUAGGCAGGCCCUGCUGCUCACCGGCCUCAUGUCCAGCAUCGGGGUGACCACAGGGAUUCUGGAUACAGUUGGUAAUGUCCUCAUACUGAACACGUGGGGGGAGCAGGCGGGCCCCCACCUGCAGGCUCUGCACUUCAGCUUUGCAGCCGGGGCCUUCGUGUCUCCCAUCAUCGCCAAGCUGCUGUUUGGGUCUGACAGCAACAGCAGUGCAGGAGUCCUAGCAGCAGACUCACUUCCUGUCCCCGCCGAGCAGGUCACCAGAGCGCCUGACGCCCACACACUGAUCCGCUACGUCCACAGCAGCAGUAGCACCCUCAAAUCCAUGUGGGCCUACAUCGUCAUUGGCUCCUUCAUCUUCCUCAUCUCCUUCCUCUUCUUCAUCCUCUACUGUCGCAGCAGCUCGUCACGUGAAAAAGCACGCAAGACAUCGGGGGAGCCCCUGGUGGCCAAACAUCACACGGCUCUCAUAGCCCUGCUCUUCUUCUUCUUCUUCGCCUAUGUAGGUGCUGAGGUAGCGUACGGCUCCUUCAUCUUCACCUUCGCCAAGGACUACGCCCACAUGCAUCAGUCCCAGGCGGCUGGGCUCAAUUCUCUGUUCUGGGCUGCGUUCGCUGCCUGCAGGGGGCUGGCUAUCUUCUUUGCGGCCUGCAUGUACCCGGGCACCAUGAUCCUGCUCAGCCUGGUGGGCUCCACCCUGUCCUCCCUGCUGCUCUGCCUCUUCAGCAGGGAGCAGGUGGCGGUGUGGGCCUGCACCGGUCUGUACGGCGCCUCCAUGGCCACCAUCUUUCCCAGCGGCAUCUCCUGGUUGGAGCAGUACACCACAGUGACAGGCAACACGGCCGCAGUCUUCGUGGUGGGGGCCGCGUUGGGGGAGAUGGUGCUUCCUGCUAUUGUAGGCUUCCUGCUGGGACAGUUCCCGGAGCAGCCCCUGCUCAUGUACCUGUCGCUCAUCACCGCCACAUUCACCUCCAUCCUCUUCCCCGUCAUGUACAAGCUGGCCUCAGCCCCCAGCAGCCAGAGCAGGAAACCCCGCGUCAGGGGCCGGCCUGAUGCAGAUGACAGCGAAUAUCGUCAGGCGCUGCUGGACUCAGGAGCCAAUGAGGAGGAGGAGGAGGAGGAGGAGGAAGAGGAGAACGAGGCUGAUCAGUGGAAUGAUGCAGACUUUGAGGUGAUUGAAAUGGAUGACACAGCGAGUCUCAUCAGUUCCCCCAGCAAGGCUCCCUCUCCCCCCGACAUCACGGCUCUAACAGAGAGCGGCCCCCUGACGGAGGUGGCAGGUGGAGCCUCUUUCUCCAGCUCAAUCUCCCUGGGUGGAGAGUCCCCCAGACGCAAACUACUGCUCUCCAUGGACAGAGAGAAGAGAGACUGAGGGACUCUAGCCCUUACUAAACAAAAAGGAUUAGCAUUCAAUGCAACACUCACUGCAGACCGGAACCUGUGUAGCUUAGAAAGCAUCCUCAGCACCUCUGAAGCUCGCGGGCCAUCAGGAGUGUUUUUCUCCUCAAGGUUUGAAAAUAAACACAACAUGGAUUCUCUUCAGGGAGUCUGUGUCGGCCUGCUCCCUCCAGAGAGGUCAGAGGACCCAGGACUCGUAUUGCAAUUCAGUGCCUUGCUCAAGGACACACAACUACAAUAAUGAAAAGUAUGUUUCAAAUGUUUUGCACUACUGCAGUGUUGUCAUUAACAGCAGGACAUGAUGUGAUGAUAGUUGUAAGAUUUGAAUGAAGUGGAUUUUGUCUUUGUAAAGAAUGUGUUGUUGUCAUGUUCUGUAAUGUGCUGUGCUGUAUGGAUCUCUACAUCCUGUGUCGUCACUGCCAAUAUUUUUUUAUAACUGAAUCAUUGACAGAAGACAUUUGAUUACAUUGACUUUUUAUUAUAUCAAUCUCAAACCUCCACCUACAGCAAUGUCCAUUAAAAACAAACAAAAAACA
Trematomus bernacchii (emerald rockcod) is the source of this 2646-nucleotide messenger RNA. It is a transcript of the gene slc60a2b, whose product is annotated as major facilitator superfamily domain containing 4B. Bases 240 to 2084 code for a protein of 614 amino acids. NCBI's taxonomy places the organism in Eukaryota, Metazoa, Chordata, Actinopteri, Perciformes, Nototheniidae. The transcript is spliced from 4 exons. The record is from RefSeq and is a predicted model, not a curated record.